AUGAACGGCACAUAUAGCUCGAAAUGUGUCCUCGUCACAGGGGGUGCUGGGUUUCUGGGAUCCCAUUUGAUCGAUUUCCUCCUAGAGAAGGGACAUCGCGUUAUUGGAGUUGACAGCUUCGAGACCGGCUCUCCUAGAAAUCUCGAACACCUGAGGAAUAAUCCCCGGUUCACGUUGAUCAACCAUAAUAUUCAGAAUCCACUGCAUUCUAAAGACGUGGAAGAGGUCGAUCAGAUUUACAACCUCGCCUGUCCGGCCAGCCCGAUCCAGUAUCAGAAGGAUCAUCUCGGGACCCUCAAAACUUGUUUCCUCGGCACGGAGAACCUCUUGCAGCUGGCCAAAUGCAAACGCAUUAGAAUCUUGCAUACGAGUACAUCAGAGGUUUACGGGGAUCCCUUGGUGCAUCCGCAAGCCGAGACCUAUUGGGGUAACGUGAAUCCCCACGGGCCCCGGUCAUGCUACGACGAGGGCAAACGGGUGGCGGAAUCUCUCUGCUAUGCAUUCCGCGAACAGUUCGACGUCGAAGUCCGCAUCGCCCGGAUAUUCAACACAUAUGGACCCCGGAUGGGUGCAGGCGAUGGCCGCGUUGUGUCGAAUUUUGUUUCGUCCGCGCUCACUGGUCAAAGUAUCCGGGUCACGGGCGAUGGAUCCACGACAAGGUCGUUCCAGUUCGUAUCUGAUUGUGUCAACGGACUGCAUCUGUUGAUGAACAGCACGUAUAAUGCGGGUCCGGUCAAUAUUGGAAAUGAUACGGAGAGCAGCAUUCAGACAUUGGCCGAAACUGUCGUCAAACUUGUUGCGCAGAUGACACACAAACCGGAGGUGGCUAUCACAUUUCAUCCUAGCCCUGCAGAUGAUCCUCUAGUCCGAUGUCCUCGAAUUGAACUGGCCAAGGCCCAGCUCGGAUGGAUGCCGAUUGUCGAUUUGGAGACCGGGCUGCGCAAAACUAUAGAGUGGCAUAUGCAGGAGGCCGGCCUAUCUUAG
Penicillium macrosclerotiorum is the source of this 984-nucleotide messenger RNA. RefSeq names its product UDP-glucuronic acid decarboxylase family protein. Gene Ontology annotation, cellular component: cytoplasm. Gene Ontology annotation, biological process: D-xylose metabolic process. Bases 1 to 984 code for a protein of 327 amino acids. The transcript has 4 exons. The record is from RefSeq and is a predicted model, not a curated record. Gene Ontology annotation, molecular function: UDP-glucuronate decarboxylase activity; NAD+ binding. NCBI's taxonomy places the organism in Eukaryota, Fungi, Ascomycota, Eurotiomycetes, Eurotiales, Aspergillaceae.